CACUGCUUCCUAUUGUCAGCCACCACAGCACAGGAACAGGCAACCACAUCCAACUGGAACCAUGCAGUCUGCCGAAGCCAAAUUCAACAAAAACAGCCUGCUCUUGGCUUUGAAACGAUACAGCUCAGCUGUUAGCGACAUGGAGCAAACCAUUCUCCUGCCGAGCCUGCUGCGAGAUGUGCCCUCUGAUGAGAUGUGGGAAUGUGAAGCAGCAGAGGAGUCCUGCAGAGACCUGUACAGCAACUAUCUGAUGCUCAAAGCCAUAAGAAACACAGUGGAGAGCAGCAUGGGUCUUCUGGAUGCCCACAAGGUCAAGAACAACACAGCGCUCAACAAGACCCUGGAGCCUCUCUUGGACACAAACCCUGAAGCUCUCUUCUGCUUCCAUAUGAGGGGACUGUUUUCUGUGAUGAGUGACCUCACCAAGAAGACUCAGAGCCUCACUGAGAAAUAUAUGGACAUUAUCGGAGUGGCAAAUUAAAAGCAUAUUAGGUAUAUGGACAUAAAGCAAAAUAUCUGGUGUUUGAAAAAGAGCUGUGUAUGUAGGAAAGUCACCUGAACAUCCUAAAUGGCUCCACUCUUUACAUUCAUUGACUUCUAACUUUUUGGAUUUGGAAUAAACAUGAAUUGUCAGUACUGAUCAAUGACAAUGUCUUAAUUUGCUUACUGUAAUAGUCCUUUGGGAACUAUGGUUUAAGGAUAUGGCAAAGGUUAAUUGAUUAAACAGUCAUGAAACAACAGAGCAGCAGCAAUCUCGGCUUGAUUUAUGCCCAAACACACAGACUCAUCAUGCUUCUUGUUUUGACCAAAAAGUAAAAUUUCAGUCAGAAAAAGUUUGACUUUGGGUAAUUUUUUAUUUACAUGACUAUAUUUGACACAAUAAAUGACAAAGAUUUCACAAAAGACCACUCAAGACAGAUGGUACUCUGUAGGUAUU
Messenger RNA from Plectropomus leopardus (leopard coralgrouper), 937 nucleotides. It is a transcript of the gene thrsp, whose product is annotated as thyroid hormone responsive. The record is from RefSeq and is a predicted model, not a curated record. Gene Ontology annotation, cellular component: cytosol. Lineage: Eukaryota; Metazoa; Chordata; Actinopteri; Perciformes; Serranidae. Gene Ontology annotation, biological process: regulation of lipid biosynthetic process.